Molecule: messenger RNA, 2544 nt
Organism: Mercurialis annua (annual mercury)
Lineage: Eukaryota; Viridiplantae; Streptophyta; Magnoliopsida; Malpighiales; Euphorbiaceae
Exons: 4
Coding region: 189-2246 (685 amino acids)
Source: RefSeq, a predicted model, not a curated record
AAAACAAGCCAAAGAGAGAAAAAUUUGUCCAUUUCUUUGAAACUUCUUAGUUUAAGCAGUUGAUGUUAGAGUUUUGUUUCAUUACUGGUAACUGAGUUCACUCAGUAGCAAACUCGCGAGUCUAUGAUAAUUUGAGCUGGUUUUGUUUUGCUUAGUCAAUUGGACUGUUGAAAUUAUUUUCUGAGAAAAUGCCUUGUCAUGAGGUGAAAUCAUGGACAUUUGUUGGUCUAGUGGGUGCAUUUCUUGAUCUUGCAAUUGUAUUUCUUGUUCUAUGUGCAUCAACUCUUGCGUUUUUCGUCUCGAAAUUUCUGGGGUUGUUUCGAUUGUCUCUGCCAUGCCCUUGUAAUGGACUGUUUGGUGAUCCUAAUAGUGGAAAAUGCUGGCAAAGAGUGUUGGUAAAUUGUCCAUCUGAGAAGUUAUCAUCUGUGCAAUUCUCUGUUAAGAACAAGUUCCCGUUUGAUUCGAUAUGGGACAAAAACUUAAAUCCCGAAUCUGAUAAAAAUUGUGAGUAUGCAUUUGGUGGAUUGAAUGAUGUAGCAUCAUCUAGCUCAUUUCAGGAGAGGGUGAGUGAAAGGAGUCUCGUGAAAGAGGAGAAUUUUGAUGCUAAGGGGAAGGGGAUUUGGCAUCAGAAGGUGAGAAAUGCUAUUAGGCGUCGUAAGAAAGGCGCUGCUGAUAAUGGAAGGUUUUCUUCUGGUGUUUCAUUUGAUUCUUUUCAGUCUGAUACACAAGCUCUUCCUCGAUCUCCUUCCAGCGUUAAUAAGACGGCAAACGAGAGUAAUGAAGAUAGCAGGGACUUCUCAAUGGACAUGGAUUUUCUAGGAAGACAGUCUACUUGUUCUGAAUCAAAUGAAUGUACGAAAGACAAGAAACCGACAGGGAAGGACGGAUCGCAUGUUGAGCAUUUGGACUUUAAUCUCCAAGGGAAGCUUUCAGACGGUAAUGAUGAAAAGAAUACAAUUAGAGUCCUAGAACAUGCAUUAGAGGAAGAGCAAGCAGCGCGUUCUGCUUUGUAUAUAGAGCUUGAGAAAGAGCAGAAUGCCGCUGCUAGUGCUGCAGAUGAGGCCAUGGCAAUGAUACUGCGUCUACAAGAGGAGAAAGCAUCGAUAGAAAUGGAAGCUAGGCAGUACCAGAGGAUGAUAGAAGAAAAGUCUGCUUACGACUUUGAAGAAAUGAACAUUCUUAAAGAGAUCCUACUAAGAAGGGAAAAGGAAAAACACUUCUUGGAGAAGGAAAAUGAAGCUUAUAGGCAAAUGAUUUUUGGCAGUGAUCAAUUGGAUCCUGAUUGCGAGACAGAUUCGACAGGAAAUGCAAAUAGAUCUGCUGAAUAUGAAGUUUUGUCCAUGGAAUCACAAUCUCACAGUUUUGCCUUGGGGAAAGAGAUGUCAAUUCCAGAGUUUGAUAAAGUUCAUUCCUUGAAACAAAUAACUACAAACAAAUAUCAACAGCAUUUGUCAAGUGGCAAUGAAGAGAUCAAUGACGGGGAUGAGAAAAUUAAGCUGUUAUUGCCGGAAAAAAUGCCGGUUCCUCAAGCAAGAGAGGCGAAAUUUCUAGAGGUGACUAAGGAACCGACUGCAGAAGGAUUUUCUUUGCAAGAGAAGAAAUUGGCUGCUCUUGUUGAGGAAGUACAGCAGCAAACUGAUGUCAUCGAUACAAGCCGAGGGUCAUCGUACUUCAACCGUACUUGUGAUGAAACCAAUAAUAUGGAUUCAUGUGUGCAUGAUAUUCAUAUGGUUGAUAAUAAAUCAAAUACAUGUGAUGAAGUUGGAAGUAGAAAACAAUCAGAAAAUAUUUGCUUAGACAUGCCGAGAUCAUGUAAUAGUCCGGUUCUGAGUAGGUCAAAAACAGAGCAGUACAUCAGCAGAAGCUGCUCCGAAAUAACUAGUGGAUUACCACCUAGAGGUUUCUUGCAAAAAAAGCCAUUGCUUUCUGAUCUCAGGAGAAACUCCAUGUCUGCAGUUGAUUAUGAGAGGUUCAAAAUUGACAAUGAAGUUGGGUGGCUAAGAGAAAAGUUAAGGAUCAUACAAGAAGGUAGAGAGAAGCUAAAUAUUUCAAUGGACCAUAGGGAAAAAGAAAACAUUCAGCUGCAACUUUUGGAGAAUAUUGUGAGUCAGCUUCAAGAAAUACGUCAAACGACAGAAAGCGGAAAUGUUAUUCGCCGGGUCUCAUUGCCCCCUCAAUCAUUCAAGAUAAUGUCGAAGAAAAGGCGGUGCCGAAGUGUGUCUUUGGAAGUGCAUAGAAGCAAUUAAAUAGUUGCUAUAUGAAUUACUAAGCUAGCAAUGUCAUACCAAUUUAUCUCGGCUUCUCCAAAUCUAUGUGCAGAAUGUUAAAUCAGAGAUUUCAGAUCGUAUUGGAGGAAUGGCAUUGGAGCAGAGAAAUUGCAUUUUGCAUAAAAGUGCAUUUUUAUGAACUAUUAACACUGUAGGUACCUGAGACUAUUCCCAUGUUCUAAAAAAGUUCAAAUAAGUACAUCUGAUAGGUUAAUUUCUCCUGCAAACAAUUGCUAGAUUACAGUUGAAUAAAAAAUAUGAUUAGCUCUUUUUUUAA